AUGUCGCCCAUUGUCCUGGCUGAUUUGCUUCACUUCGACCUCCUUCGACGCCUUCGACUCAUGGAAAAUAGCUUCAGUAUGUACACGAUUCCGGCAGCCCCCUAUGCAGUCCUCCUGGGAACUUGCUUCAUCCUUUACUUCUUGGUCUACCCGGUGGUCGUCUACUUUCGAGACCCUAAAGGACUUCGAAAGUUUCCGGCCAUGACUCCAUUGUCUGGUAUCUCAUCCAUCCCAUUCAUGUUAUUGGCACACACCGGUGCUCGAUCAGCUCGCUUAGUCGAACUUCACAAGAAGCAUCCCGUUAUUCGGACUGGGCCGACUACAUUAUCUUACUCGGACCCUCGAGCCAUCAAGGAUAUCUACGGACACAAUACAAAGUGCACAAAGGAUGGCUCCUAUAACAUUACUGCUGGCUCCCAUUUCCACCUUGCCGAUGUCAUUGAUAAACCAGACCAUGCAAGGAAACGCAAGGUUCUCUCAUCGGCGUACGCCUUGAAGAACUUGGAAGGCUGGGAACACAAGGUAGCGGACAAGACAGCACGGAUGAUCGCACAUUUCGACAGGUGCUGCACGGCUCCUCUAACACCCGGACGACUCCCUGAGGCCCGUGAGUUGAAUGUGGAUUACCGAGAGUGGACCAACUACUUCACCCUAGAUGCCAUCGCCGACAUUGGCUUGUCAGAGAUCCUCGGCUUCCUUGACAAUGGUCACGAUCGCGUUACCGGCCGCAGAACUGACGGCACCAAAUAUGAGUGUAAUUUUCGGGAGUGUCUCUACCAGAAUGCUCGAAAACAAUCACUAUUGAUAUGGCCGUACAAGUGGUAUCCAUUGAUCAAUAAGCUGUCCAACGCCAUUCCCUUCUAUGGACGUAUGGGAAAGCUUGCUAGGGAUUGGGAUGGCAUCCCUUUGGAACUUGCCCAUCGCCGACUCCAGAGAUAUCGUCGCGGAGAAAAACUAGACGACUUCUUCCAGGCGCUUAUGGAGGACAAGAACGGCCACCCUAACAACCUCGAAUGGGGCGAAAUUGUGGCCGAAGUUAGCAUUAUGAUGAACGCAGGCAGUGCCACAACCGCAAUUGCCAUGGCCAACGUCCUGUACCAACUGCUCAAGAAUCCCGAGGCGAUGAAAAAGUUGGUGGAAGAGCUUGAUGCUGCACUGGAUGACGAGGAACUGCACGCCGUGGUGCCCUACGAUCGCGUCAAGCAUUUGCCAUACCUAAGAGCUUGUCUGGACGAGUCGCUGCGACUAUUUCCACCCACCCCUCACGCUCUUCCUCGCGAGACCCCUCCCGAGGGCCUGAGUAUCUUGGACGACUACAUUCCUGGGGGUGUCUCGGUUGGCAUGUCGGCCCUGGUGGCUCACAGAAACGAAGAUCAGUUUCCCCAGGCUGACAAGUAUAUCCCCGAACGGUGGCUCGGCGAAGAAGGCAAGAAUCUUCAACCCUAUUUCCUUGCCUUCUCUGCUGGUGCUCGGGGAUGCAUUGGUCGCAACAUUUCUUACUUGGAGCAAACAGUGGUGUUGGCUUCUAUGCUCCGGAGGUACGAGUUUGCACUGCCUCAUCCAGAUUGGGAGAUUGAAAGGUUGGAAACCAUGAACUGGCUACUGGGAGAGAUGCCGGUCAAGGUCUGGAGGCGCGUGCCGGAAUCCGCUUGA
Messenger RNA from Fonsecaea erecta, 1653 nucleotides. RefSeq names its product cytochrome P450 monooxygenase. Bases 1 to 1653 code for a protein of 550 amino acids. Lineage: Eukaryota; Fungi; Ascomycota; Eurotiomycetes; Chaetothyriales; Herpotrichiellaceae. The record is from RefSeq and is a predicted model, not a curated record. The transcript has 2 exons. Gene Ontology annotation, molecular function: oxidoreductase activity, acting on paired donors, with incorporation or reduction of molecular oxygen; monooxygenase activity; iron ion binding.